This is a messenger RNA of Tripterygium wilfordii, 1934 nucleotides long. RefSeq lists its product as uncharacterized. The record is from RefSeq and is a predicted model, not a curated record. The transcript has a single exon. Bases 89 to 1555 code for a protein of 488 amino acids. NCBI's taxonomy places the organism in Eukaryota, Viridiplantae, Streptophyta, Magnoliopsida, Celastrales, Celastraceae.
GAGGCAAGCUCUCGUCACUCACUAUCUCCUCACUUUCCCACUCCCAAUCAUACAGAGAGAAAUUGAGAGUGUGUCUAAAGCCGCAAAAAUGCCUUCCCCACCAACUGAAAUCACUCUGAUCUCCAAAUGCACUGUCUUCCCGGACCAGAAAUCCACUCUGGAAGACCUCAAGCUCUCCGUAUCCGACCUCCCUAUGCUCUCCUGCCACUACAUCCAAAAGGGCGGCCUCUUCACUCUCCCAACUUCUCUAUCCAUGGAAUCCAUGAUUUCUAAUCUCAAGCGCGCCCUGUCUCAGGCGCUCUCUCAAUUCCCUCCUCUCGCUGGAAGAUUGAAGACCGACUCCGACGGAUACGUCUACAUCACCUGCAACGACGCCGGCGUUGAUUUUAUCCAUGCCAGUGCAAAUUAUCUCUAUAUUCGCCACAUAAUAUCGCCAAUUCACGUACCGGAGGAAGCCAAGUGCUUCUUCGCAUUUGAUAGAACAGUUAGCUAUGACGGCCAUACCAAACCGCUCAUGGCCGUCCAGGUCACGGAGCUAGCCGACGGUGUGUUCAUUGGAUGCGCGGUGAACCACGCGGUCUCUGACGGAACCUCGUUCUGGAACUUCUUCAACACCUUCGCCGAAAUGUCGAGGGGAAUCAGGAAAAUCUCGAAGCAGCCUGAUUUUCGCCGGGACUCGAUACUGAUAUCGCCGGCGGUGUUGAGAUUCCCUGACGGCCCCCCGAAGGUGACCUUCGAUGAAAACGCGCCUUUAGGGGAACGAAUUUUCAGUUUCAGUAGAGAAUCGAUCUUGAAAUUGAAACAUAAAGUCAACGAUAAGAAACUGACCGAUAACGGAGGCAUUAACGUCGUCGAAUUGCUCGGGAAGCAAAGUAACGACACGUAUCAUAGCAAUCACAACGGCAAGGUAACGGCGAUUCUCGGGAACUGGUUCAAGAACGCUGUUUCGAAACAGCAAGUGGUCUACGCUGAGUCAUACGAUGUGUCAACUGUGGAGAUUUCGUCGUUCCAAUCGCUCUGUGCGUUGUUGUGGCGAGCGGUGACUCGUGCGAGGAGAUUGAACCCAUCGAAAACGACGACGUUCAGAAUGGCAGUGAAUUGCCGGCACAGGUUGAAACACAAGCUUGACCCGUUUUACUUCGGCAACGCGAUUCAAAGCAUUCCAACUUACGCGUCAGCCGGUGACGUAUUGUCACGUGAUCUGCGAUGGUGCGCGGAACAACUGAACAAGACCGUGAUGGCGCACGAUGACUCUACCGUACGAGGCUUUGUACAGGAUUGGGAGCGCAGCCCGCGGUGCUUCCCGUUAGGAAACUUCGACGGUGCAUCAAUCACUAUGGGUAGCUCUCCGAGAUUCCCGAUGUACGAUAACGAUUUCGGGUGGGGCCGACCUUUGGCGGUUAGGAGUGGAAGGGCCAACAAAUUCGAUGGCAAGAUCUCCGCAUUUCCAGGGCGGGAAGGCGGUGGCACCGUUGAUCUUGAGGUGGUUCUGGCCCCAGAGACGCUAGCUGGGAUCGAAUGUGAUGCGGAGUUCAUGCAGUAUGUGUCGCGUUAGUGGGAGCAUGGAAUUAACGGCGGUGAUGAUCUUUUCAUAAUUUGAUUCUGGCCGUUGCAUUCAGGAGAUCUGUGUAUGUGUAUCAGUGUAUGUGGGGAACUCAUUUGGACGUUGUUGGGAUGUGGAUAAGGAGUGUUAGUUUUUCGAAAAUGAUAAAAUAGUUGAUAUGAAAGUUAUUCCAGCCGUUGAAUUAGAUGUUCAGCAUUGAAUUCAUGUGGUCUACAUGUUCACACGAUGCAUAUAAAAUUAUGUGUACACUCAACAGUCGGGAUAAUUACAAUAUCAAUUGUUGGAUCCAUAUCAUUUUGUUUUUUGUUUUUGGUUUUUGUCGUCUUUUUAUGUGACAUAAAUUUGGAAUUUAUUUAAAAUCUAGAGUUAA